This is a messenger RNA of Gambusia affinis (western mosquitofish), 3760 nucleotides long. RefSeq names its product amyloid beta (A4) precursor-like protein 1 (gene aplp1). The transcript has 17 exons. The record is from RefSeq and is a predicted model, not a curated record. Gene Ontology annotation, molecular function: alpha-2C adrenergic receptor binding; alpha-2A adrenergic receptor binding; transition metal ion binding. Gene Ontology annotation, biological process: axonogenesis; central nervous system development. The coding region runs from base 234 to 2372 and encodes 712 amino acids. NCBI's taxonomy places the organism in Eukaryota, Metazoa, Chordata, Actinopteri, Cyprinodontiformes, Poeciliidae. Gene Ontology annotation, cellular component: Golgi apparatus; plasma membrane.
CCAAUCUUCAUCCCCAUAACAGCUUAGGCUGCCAUUGGAGAGCCCGCUGGCGAGAGCGAGUAGGAGGAGGAGGACGCAGGAGAUAACGCAGUCAAUCCGCUGACUAACGAACGCAGUGUCCGCCGCCUCGGCCGAUGUAACCAGACAGCUUAUCCUGGAGACAUAGACACAUUGAAAUAGGACAUUAGAAACUUCGUUAUUUAAAUAAAAAAGGCGUAGAGGAAGGCGAGAAAAUGGGGCAUACCGCAAUUCCCGUCCUGGUGGCUGUAUUGUCCUAUUGCGUGUUGGAAAACGUCGAGGCUCUUGCCAUGACCGAGGUGAAUGGGCCGGUUCCCCAGCUGGCAGAGCCACAGAUCGCCAUGUUCUGUGGCCGACAGCUCCUGCACAUGAACUUACAGACCGGGCAGUGGGAGCCGGACCCUCAGGGCCGCCAGGGCUGCUUCAAGGAGCCCAAUGAAAUCCUGUCUUACUGUCAGGAGAUGUACCCAGGGCUUCCAAUCUCACACAUAGAGGAGUCUAAAAGACCCGUAACCAUCCAGGCCUGGUGCAAGAAAGGAUUGGGCCACUGUCAGACGCACCCCUUGAUCGUCCUGCCCUACCGCUGUCUGGAAGGCGAAUAUGUAAGCGAGGCCCUGCUGGUGCCCGACAGAUGUCGUUUUCUCCACCAGGAGCAGAUGAACAUCUGUGAGAGUUAUGUCUACUGGCACAACAUUGCCAAGGAGGAAUGCACUGCGGAGAAUCUCGAACUCCACAGCUACGGGAUGCUGCUGCCAUGCGGAGACCACUUCCGAGGCGUCGAAUAUGUCUGCUGCCCGGGCAGGAGCACCUCAAACGGAAAAGGAGAGACAGAGGAAAAGGAUGUGCCUCAGACGCUCGCGUCCCAGACAGCCGGAAAACUCAGCUCAGUCGCCAAGGUGAUGGUCCCCACUCCGAGCCCCUCUCCAGAAACGGACCUGGACGAGGUCGACAUGGAGGAGGACGAUGACGAAGUGAUAGAUGAAGAGGAAGAGGAGGAGGAGGAGGAGGAAGAUGACAUCAAUGAGGACGAGGCAGAAGAAGAGGAGGAAGAGGAAGAAGAAGAGACAGCGGCUGUGAAGGACCAGGAGGAGGACGAAUACCCUUUUGAGUUGGGUCCUUACCAGACGUCCGACUACUUGGACUCAUUUUACAACGACAAAAGCCACAAGCCCACCACCUCUGCCCCUCUGGCCAGGGGAGACAGCUUUACCACAACUCGCCCCACGGACGGGGUCGACGUUUACUUUGAGAAGCCUGUGGACGACACGGAGCACGCCAACUUCCUGCGUGCCAAGACGGACCUGGAGGAGCGCAGGAUGAAGCGCAUUAAUGAGAUAAUGAAGGAGUGGGCGGAGGCUGACAACCAGUCCAAAAACUUGCCAAAGUCAGAGCGGCAGGCCCUGAAUGAGCACUUCCAGUCUGUGCUGCAGACAUUGGAGGAGCAGGUCGCUGGGGAGAGGCAGAGGCUGGUGGAGACUCACCUCGCCAGAGUCGAGGCCAUUCUCAACAACAACCGCCGCCUGGCGUUGGAGAACUACCUGACAGCCGUGCAAGCUGAUCCCCCUCAGCCUGAGCGCGUGCUGCAGGCUCUGAAACGCUACAUGGCUGCAGAGCAGAAGGACCGCAGACACACUCUGAGGCACUACCAGCACAUUGUGGCUGUCGACCCGCAGAAAGCUGAGCAGAUGAAAUUCCAGGUUUACACACAUCUACAUGUUAUUGAGGAGAGGAUGAACCAGAGUCUUGCUCUGCUUUACAAGGAUCCAACAUUAGCUGAGGAACUGCACAGUGACAUCCAGGAGCUUGUCAAGGCAGAGCGAGGGGACAUCAGUGAACUCAUGACCACUUCCUUCUCUGAGACUCGGACCACUGAAGAGCUCGUACCAGCUGAGAGCGAGGAAGAGAAGGAUGAUGAAGAGGAGGAGGAGAGGGCCUUCCAGAACCGCCCCUAUCCUCCUCGCAUUGAUUUACAGUCUAAUAAGAAAGAGGAUGAGUACGAUUAUACCACAUCUGAGAGAGGUCCUACAUAUGAAUAUGAAGAAAAGAUUAACACCUCUGCUGAGCUGAAACAGGUAGUCAAGCCCAAUGAGAUUGCAAGAGAUGAACUGCAACCUGAUGCCCUGGAGACAUUUAACCGUGGCGCCAUGGUUGGGUUGCUGGUGGUGGCCGUAGCCAUUGCCAUGGUGAUGGUAAUCAGCCUGCUUCUGGUGCGCAGAAAGCCAUACGGCACUAUUAGCCAUGGCAUUGUGGAGCAGGUCGACCCUAUGUUGACACCGGAGGAACGGCAGCUCAACAAAAUGCAAAACCACGGCUACGAGAACCCCACCUACAAGUUCUUUGAGCAGAUGAACUGAAGCACUGGAUGCUACCAACAAGUCAUGCCUGACCACAUUUUGUCCCUCCAGACCCCCUCCCCUCCGACCUGCCUCCCCACUCCUCUUGAAAGUGGUGUCCCAGAUGCACUUCCUGUGAUGGAUUUAUGAUGUGUUGCAUAUUUAAAUUAACUGAUGAUUAAGUACUAGGUUCCUCACCCACAGCCAUUUAAUCGCAUCAUAAUGCGAUUAAUGAGAUGUAAUACAAUCCCAUAUUACUUAUUGCAGUCAAAUAUUCCUUUUGGGUAAGCAGAGUUACACCAUUUCAUAAUUGCAGAAACCAUCCAUCUCAUCUUUGUGGCAUGACUUGACCUACUGCUCCUCCCUUGCAGCUGAAUUUUGAAUGGUGCAUAUUGCUUUAUUAUUAGUAUUUAUUUUUCAUUAGUAGUUUCUUUCUUGAGAUUGAACCACGGUUAGAUUUAUCUGUGUAGAUGAGCGUGAAUGGCAGCCUAGCUGAUAAUCUAGCUGAAAACGUACCUCCACGAGUUACUAUGACAACUGUAGGAAAAGAUGUGGUGUUUUCGAAUGUAUGAGACAAACAGGCUUUAAUUUGAAAACACAAAAAAACACAAAUUAAUGCAGAAACACUGUAUGUGCUGGUUGUUCAAAAAAUAUUUAGACUUCUGAACAGGAAUCAUUUGGCAAAAUACACACAAGCUAUAAUUUAGCCAGUUUAUGUGUUUUAUUAUUCGGCUUUCCAAAAGAUCUGUACUACAGAACAUUCAGAAGUCUAUUAUUUUACUGGAAGCAUGACAACUUUUGGUGUAUGAUGCUGCAGUAUUUAUUUGUGUUGUUCCUGUCAUUGCUUUCGAAGAGUCCAAAAUGUUCCAGACGGACACUGUAAAUAACGUAAGUACCUGCUACUAGAUGUAGACAUUUCUAUGAUUAAUUUGCAUCGGUGUAAUGGAAAAAUAUGUUUUAAAAAAAUAAAGAAGUAAUAAACACAUUGUGCUGUUAUGAGAAGGAGAAACAUUUUCCUAACAUGGCUGAUUGAAAACGGACUGUUGUAAAAACCAGCACAAGACAACGACACAGCAACUACUUUCUGAAUGUAUUUGAGGUAGACGUUGAGAUUCCUCCCUCUUUUACUUUUAAUGCAUCACUUCCCUUGUAGUGUACAUCAGUGGGUAGUGCACUUUGACACAUUUAAGGACUAUUUCCCUGGUGCCCUUGUCAUCACUUUGUGUAGCAGCCUGUUUAUUUUCACAUUUGAGCAAAGGGAUUAUUCUAAAUAAAUCCUGCACAGAGCAGUAAAGUAUAAAAAAGGGCACCACUAUGGUAUUGGGUCACCAUAUGAAGAAUCAUCUAGAGUCUAGACAAAGACACUUUGCCAUGGUAGUCAUACUCUUGUUUUUUUAAAAAUAUAUAUA